Dictyostelium purpureum is the source of this 1137-nucleotide messenger RNA. RefSeq lists its product as uncharacterized. The coding region runs from base 1 to 1137 and encodes 378 amino acids. NCBI's taxonomy places the organism in Eukaryota, Evosea, Eumycetozoa, Dictyosteliales, Dictyosteliaceae. The transcript is spliced from 3 exons. The record is from RefSeq and is a predicted model, not a curated record.
AUGAAUAAUAAUAAUAAAUUAAAUCCCUUAAUUUAUAGUGAGCUCGAAAUAUAUUUAUUAUAUCAAUGUUCUUUCACACAAUUACUAGAAUUUAGUUUAAUAUGCAAACAAUCAUUCAAAACAGUUCAAUUCUAUAUAACAAACAAACAAAAUUUAAUAAAAUUUUACCCAUAUUUUAACGAAUUUAAAUUUUAUAUUAAUAAUAAUAACAAUAAUAAUAAUAAUAAUAAUAAUAAUAAUAAUAAUAAUAAUAAUAAUAAUAAUAAUAAUAAUAAUAAUAAUAAUAAUAAAUUAAUUAAAAUUAAUAAUAUUCAAAAUUAUAUUUUUAAACUUGAAAAUAUAUUUUUUAAUACACAAGAAUUAUUAGAAACAAAGAAUGAAUUUAAAAAAAUAUUAGGAAAUCAAUUUACGCAAGCAAUUAUCAGUGACUAUUUUGAAAUUAUAUCAUUUGAAAAUUAUAAUCAACAAAUCAAAGAAUUUUUUCAUUUUGAAAAGAUAUCACUAUAUUGGGACACCAUUAAUAUUCCACAAUCAUCCACACAAGAAUUUAAUAACCUUGAUAUUCGUGAAAAUUCAAUUCAAUUAAAAUCACCAUUUCUAAAAUCAUUAACUGUUAGAUUACAUAAUUAUAAAUAUGGUUUUAAUAUUGAUGAUGAGGAUGAAGAUGAAGAUGAAGAAGAUAAUGAAGAUAAUGAUGAUAAUGAUAAUGAUGGAAAUAUCUAUUCAAACAAACCUCACAAAUACACACAAUCCGAAUUUGAAUUAAUGUAUAAAGAUGCAGAAUUAUCAAAAAACACCUCGCUGUUAAAAUUAAGGUUCAAAUCCUGCUUUUCAAAAGAUCCUGGUAAUACAAUUAAUCAUCUAUCAAUUAUUUUAGAAAAUUUAAAUGGUAAUAAAACUCUAAAAAAAUUAGGACUAGAGGCUUUCAAUUUAAAUCAAGAUAAUGACUAUAUUUGGUUGUCUCCAUUAUGUGAAAUGAAAAAUAUCUCAACACUCUACUGCAACCCAUCCUCGUUAAACCAAUUUUUACAACACUGCAAUAAUAAUCCAAAUAUAACCCAAUUAAUAGUUGUUGAAGAUAAAUAUUCAGAAAUCAAAUUUAAAAAUCCAACAAAUAUUUUCAUAAAAAUUAAUUAA